GAUUUCAUCGAAUGGUGACGCAUGACGUCACAACUCAUCGAAUUGCCCGCAAUUCUCCAUUAUUUUCGCGAGUUGUUGCAAUUCGGCAGUGAAUCUCAGAAAACCAUUAAUUCGUGAGCAAAUAUGCAGCUUCCUUUGCCCAGGAGUAUUGUGAAUGGUGCCGGCGUGCGCCUCAAUGCGGGGAAAACUGUGGGCGUGAUGGUGAGAGUGAAGGAAUACGAUGGAUCCUCAUUGUUUAUGCAGGGUACAACCUCGGAUAAUGUCGAGAUAAACAUUACCUUGAGGACUCCACUGGACAGAAGGAUCAACGAGCAGUGGGUGGAGGUUAUCGGCACACCAACCCGACCAGAUUCCAUCAACGCCGGCGAGGUGAUCAUGUUCCCGGACGAUGGACAGGAGUUCGACAAGAGGGCCCACAACAUGAUGAUUCAGUUCCUCACGAACGCCUCCAAUGUCUUCAACAUUCGCUGAUACCAUCUUUAAU
Messenger RNA from Phlebotomus argentipes, 484 nucleotides. RefSeq lists its product as uncharacterized. Gene Ontology annotation, molecular function: single-stranded DNA binding; damaged DNA binding. The transcript has 2 exons. Bases 124 to 471 code for a protein of 115 amino acids. NCBI's taxonomy places the organism in Eukaryota, Metazoa, Arthropoda, Insecta, Diptera, Psychodidae. Gene Ontology annotation, biological process: nucleotide-excision repair; mismatch repair; double-strand break repair via homologous recombination. The record is from RefSeq and is a predicted model, not a curated record. Gene Ontology annotation, cellular component: site of double-strand break; nucleus; DNA replication factor A complex.